CGAUGGACAUAUCUUCGGUAUCUCCAGAGGCGAUCCGCAUGCUCAUGUUCGGCUGUCAAUAUCUGGUGAUGUUCUUCGUUGCAACCAUGCUCGCCGCGCAAUGCUGCAAGAAGAAGAAGAAGGCUCCAGGUACAGAGAUGAAACCACCACCGGAAGAAGGAGCAGCAGGACCACCAUCGGCAAAAUCAGCUGCAAAGCCGCCCGCGUGAGUUCUAUUUUCUAUAU
Molecule: messenger RNA, 225 nt
Organism: Meloidogyne enterolobii
Lineage: Eukaryota; Metazoa; Nematoda; Chromadorea; Rhabditida; Meloidogynidae
Source: the annotation of a GenBank genome assembly